GGGGCCAACGUUCGCUCUUCUGGCCUUGGGGGCAGGCGGGAGCGGCGGUCCAGACCCGGGACUGACGCGCACCGCCCGGGAGGCUCCAGGAAGAGGGCACUAGGGCCCGGCGAGCGGCGUCUUAACUGGCGGCGCUAGGACCCCACGGGAAGCAGCGGGGGCGGAGCGGGCGGCACCAGGACCCGGGGGAACCGCGGCGGGCGGGCGGCGAGCAGGCCCGGGAGCCGGGAGGCUGCGGGCGGCGGCGCUGGACCCGACGCGGUGAGAGAGGCCUCGAGAUGCCGAGCAAGAAGAAGAAGUACAACGCGCGGUUCCCGCCGGCGCGGAUCAAGAAGAUCAUGCAGACGGACGAAGAGAUUGGGAAGGUGGCGGCGGCAGUGCCUGUCAUCAUCUCCCGAGCGCUCGAGCUCUUCCUAGAGUCGCUGUUGAAGAAGGCCUGCCAGGUGACCCAGUCCCGAAACGCCAAGACCAUGACCACAUCCCACCUGAAGCAGUGCAUCGAGCUGGAGCAGCAGUUUGACUUCUUGAAAGACUUGGUGGCAUCUGUGCCUGACAUGCAGGGAGACGGGGAGGACAACCACAUGGAUGGGGAAAAGGGCCCCCGCAGGGGCCGGAAGCCAGGCAGUGGCAGCCGAAAGAACGGUGGGAUGGGAACGAAAAGCAAGGACAAGAAGCUGUCCGGGACAGACUCGGAGCAGGAGGAUGAAUCUGAGGACACAGACACUGAUGGAGAAGAAGAGACAUCACAACCCCCACCCCAGGCCAGCCACCCCCCGGCCCACUUUCAGAGCCCCCCGACACCCUUCCUGCCCUUCGCCUCUACUCUGCCGUUGCCCCCAGCACCCCCAGGCCCUUCAGCACCAGACGCAGAGGAUGAAGAGGAUUACGACUCCUAGCACCCUCCGCCCCCCAGGCAAUAGGCCCUUUUAGUUGAUUUUUGUUGCUCUGGGGGGAGGAGGGAAAAUAGAGCUGUUCUUGAAUUUAUUAAAAAAAUUAAUAAAAGGGAAUCAUCAGUGUCUGUC
Messenger RNA from Cebus imitator (Panamanian white-faced capuchin), 1022 nucleotides. RefSeq names its product DR1 associated protein 1 (gene DRAP1). NCBI's taxonomy places the organism in Eukaryota, Metazoa, Chordata, Mammalia, Primates, Cebidae. Gene Ontology annotation, biological process: transcription by RNA polymerase II; negative regulation of transcription by RNA polymerase II; positive regulation of transcription by RNA polymerase II. The transcript is spliced from 7 exons. Gene Ontology annotation, molecular function: transcription corepressor activity; core promoter sequence-specific DNA binding; protein heterodimerization activity. The record is from RefSeq and is a predicted model, not a curated record. Gene Ontology annotation, cellular component: nucleus; negative cofactor 2 complex. Bases 279 to 896 code for a protein of 205 amino acids.